AUGGCCUCCAAAUGCAUAGAUGAUUAUGUAACUAUCACAAGCGACACCAUUGGUGUCCGGCCACUUAUGACUUACGGCAAUGUUUACAAGUGGCCAAUGGCGGAGGCGGAGUUCCUACGGUCAAUCACCCACGGCGGUAGCAAGCGUCGCUCCACGGUGGCUGACAGCAUAUCUUGUAGACAAAUGUACCUUAGAAGCUACACUUUUACCACAAAAGAGACCGAAGAGGCCGGUGGUGAAGGUGGUGGCGAAGCCGUCGACCGGAGAAACAAUCGGAGUUGUUUAGGAGGAGGGAGAAAGAAGGCGGCGAAGAAAGCUAUGAAGAAGAACCAAAGGUCGUCGUGUAGGGGGUUUGUUUUCAGACUAGUAUGGAAAUGUUUGUCUUGUGCGUCCACUACUAAGGUUGCCAAUAUCGACGAUUGAUGCAAAACUAUCCAUUAGAGAUGAGAAUAACAUUGUCAAUUAAUCCGGUCUGGUUAUAUUUUACUACCCGCUUAAACCA
Messenger RNA from Camelina sativa (false flax), 502 nucleotides. RefSeq lists its product as uncharacterized. NCBI's taxonomy places the organism in Eukaryota, Viridiplantae, Streptophyta, Magnoliopsida, Brassicales, Brassicaceae. The record is from RefSeq and is a predicted model, not a curated record.